Messenger RNA from Megalops cyprinoides (Indo-Pacific tarpon), 1694 nucleotides. RefSeq names its product mitochondrial chaperone BCS1 (gene bcs1l). Gene Ontology annotation, cellular component: mitochondrial inner membrane. The record is from RefSeq and is a predicted model, not a curated record. Gene Ontology annotation, molecular function: ATP binding; ATP hydrolysis activity. Gene Ontology annotation, biological process: mitochondrial respiratory chain complex III assembly; protein insertion into mitochondrial inner membrane from matrix. The transcript has 7 exons. Bases 384 to 1646 code for a protein of 420 amino acids. NCBI's taxonomy places the organism in Eukaryota, Metazoa, Chordata, Actinopteri, Elopiformes, Megalopidae.
GUCAUGUCGUGUAUACAUUUUUAUUUAAGUAACUAGCUGGCGAGUAUCGCGUAUGCCAAUUCUAGAAAACUGGGUUGCUAGCAGGCUUCAAUGAUAACUUCAUUGAAGGAUACCUCUAGCCUGUCAUUGGGAAUAUCUUAGGUACAUACUCUAAAUUGGUCGAUUGUAAAACACUGCUGUUGAUUUGGCUGCUUCGUUUUUGCUUGCUGUGGUACAAGGUUGUCGUUUAAGUCUGUGUGCUUUUUGCCCGAGACAACCGAUCAAAGAUUUUCCCACUCCUCGGUCCUGUCCCCAAUCGUUUAGUGUCAAUUUGUGAUUUUGAUCCAUGAGUAGUUGGGAAUAGCUAAAGCUUCUAACAGCGUUUUGGAAUUGUCAAGAUAGCCAUGCCCCUUUCAGAUUUCCUGGGGGCUCUGAAGGACAACCCCUAUUUUGGGGCAGGCUUUGGGCUGGUUGGUGUGGGUACGGCGCUUGCUUUAGCCAGGAAGGGGGCUCAGGUUGGCAUGAUUUUCUUCCGCCGGCAUUACAUGAUCACGCUGGAGGUUCCCAGCCGGGAUAAGAGCUAUCACUGGCUGCUCAGCUGGAUCACCAAACAUGCGCGGCACACGCAGCACCUGAGCGUGGAGACGUCCUACCUGCAGCACGAGAGCGGCCGUGUCCACACGCAGUUCGACUUUCACCCCAGUCCCGGAAACCACAUCAUCUGGUACAAACGCAAGUGGAUUCGAGUGGAGAGAACGAGGGAGAAGCAGAUGGUUGACCUCCACACGGGGACGCCCUGGGAGUCAGUGACGUUCACGGCUCUGGGGAGGAACCGUGAAGUCUUCUUCAGCAUCCUGCAGGAAGCGAGGGAGCUGGCCCUGAAGCAGGAGGAGGGCAGGACGGUGAUGUACACAGCCAUGGGUGCAGAAUGGAGGCCUUUUGGGUUCCCACGGCGACGGCGACCCCUGAGUUCAGUGGUGCUGGAUGUUGGUGUGGCUGAGAGGAUAGUGGACGAUGUGAAGGAAUUUAUUGACCACCCGAAGUGGUACACAGACAGAGGGAUUCCCUACAGAAGAGGCUACCUGCUCUAUGGACCUCCAGGCUGUGGAAAGAGCAGCUUCAUAACAGCGCUGGCCGGGGAGCUGGGUUACAGUAUCUGCCUGAUGAGCCUGAGCGACCGUAGCCUGUCAGACGACCGGCUGAACCACCUGCUGAGCGUGGCCCCACAGCAGAGCAUCGUGCUGCUGGAGGACGUGGAUGCAGCCUUCGUCAGCCGGGAGCUGCUGCCCACCGAGAACCCGUUGGCCUAUCAGGGCAUGGGGAGGCUGACCUUCAGCGGACUGCUCAAUGCCCUGGAUGGAGUCGCUUCCUCAGAAGCCAGAAUCGUCUUCAUGACAACCAACUUCAUAGACAGGCUGGACCCGGCGCUGAUCCGGCCGGGCCGGGUGGAUGUGAAGCAGUACGUGGGGCACUGCACCCCCUGGCAGCUGGCGCAGAUGUUCCAGCGGUUCUACCCCAGCGCGGCAGCGGGGGAGGCGGCGCGGUUUGCACAGAGCGCUCUCGCUGUGCACUCAGAGCUCAGCGCCGCUCAGGUGCAGGGACACUUCAUGCUGCAUAAAGAGGACCCCGCAGGAGCCACGGAGAAUGUGGCGAACAUGCAGGAGUAAGCGGCGUGCGUGACUCCAGCGUGCGUGACUCCCGCGUGCAUGACUCCC